ACCGUAAGCAAAUUAUCACGAGUGACGAACCAAGAUGCCAACGUACUGUGAAAUGUAAAUGUUUACGUUUUGGUUUUAUCGGAUUACUCGUAAUUUUUUAAAUUGAAUUAUGUUUAAUCGGGUGAGAAAUGCUUUAUAUAAUGUCGUUGGUGGAUUGGAAGCAUAUCCUGCACUCAAAGAUGGAGAAACACUCGACAGACCUCCUCUAAAAUUUCGUUACACAAGACCAAAAUUUUUACAAUUGACAUCUGAUGAUGAAGUUCAGGUGUCAGCAGACCAUGUAAUUCGUCCUAUAAUUGUUCCAAGAGACAUUACGCAGUUGCCGUGGAAUUCUGGAUAUGCAGAGGCCAUAAAUGCUGGUAAAAGUGUGCGGAAUGAAGACCAAGCAGCUUCUUCUAGACAUUUUUUAAACACUUUAGUAGCUAUUUCUAAAAAAAAUGUUCCAAGCUUACCUUCAGAUGCAACUAGUGAGUCCCAGCCUGCAGAGUCCCAAGUGGCCACUACAGAAAGUUCCAUGGAAAAUAAAGAGAUGGAUGUAAGUUCCGUCCCACCGAUUAUAGAUUCCUCUCCUAAACCAAAUAUUGAUGAAGACGCAGCACUACUGAAUGAGUUAAAUCCUGAUGAUCCUAAAUCAACACAAACUUCUCCCGAAGCUUUUCAGAAACUACUGCUGGAACACACUAUUCCAUGGGUCUACUUUGGACUAUUUGAUGGACAUGCUGGAUCUGGAGUAGCUGUUGCAGCUGCAAACUCUUUGCAAAAAAUAAUACAGACAAAACUACAGGAAGUAGCAGACCUAUUAGUAUUACCUCAAACAGGAUUAAACCUCUUUGCUAAAGGAAGCCAUGAGCGCAGCUCUCAACCUCCAGGUUUUCUUGGCUUUACCACUGACAGGGAUGUAACUGCUGACAGUCUCAUCAUUGGAGCAUUAGAAUCUGCUUUUUGGGAAAUGGACCGGCAAAUAUCAGUUGAUAAGAAACACUAUACGAUGACUGGUGGAUGUACUGCUUUAGCUGCCGUUUUUGUAUUUGGCAAACUUUACGUUGCUAAUGCUGGAGACAGCAGAGCUGUUCUUUGUCGAGGUUUGAAAACUAGUCCCAUGUCUAAUGACUUCACUCCUGAAACAGAAAGGGACAGAAUAAGGAAAUUGGGUCAUUUGCGGCCUGAACUACUAGGUGGAGAAUUCACACAUUUAGAAUUCGCAAGACGGCCUGCUAGGAAAGACAUUGGGGAAAAAAUUUUAUAUCGAGAUGCUUACAUGUCUGGCUGGGCUUAUAAAAGCAUUGGCAUCCCAGAUCUCAAAUUUCCAUUAAUCUAUGGAGAAGGGAAAAGAAGUCGGGUCUUGGCAACUAUUGGUGUCACUCGAGGUUUUGGAGACCACGAUUUGAAAGCUUUGAAUACAGAUAUUGACAUCAAACCAUUUCUGUCACCUGAACCAGAGGUCCUUGUGUUUGAUCUAAUGAAAGAAGAUUUGACAGAUUCUGAUGUUCUGGUAAUGGGUACUGAUGGAUUAUGGGAUGUGACCACAAAUGAAAAAGCUGCAGAAGUUGUACAAAAAUCCCUGGAUCAUUUUCCUGCCAACGAUGCUCAACGAUAUAAGUAUAGAUACACAUCAGCUGCUCAAGACUUGGUGAUGCACUCCCGGGGUAAACUGCGUGAGAAGAAUUGGCGAACUGCUGACAGCAAAAUGGCAACAAUCGAUGAUAUCAGUGUAUUUGUCAUACCUCUGCGUCAUUACAAAGAUGAAUAUAUUCAGUGGCUUGAUAGUCUAAAUUAAAUUAGUCUUCUUAUUGGACCUGUCAUGUGAUGUCAGAAAAACUUUUCUUUAAUGUUAAUGGGAUCAUUCAAUUGAAGAAUGAAAACAUUUUAAAAUAUUGAUUUCUAGUAAAAAUUAUAUAACUUGUAUAUAAACUUAUUUAUUAUAAAUUUGGAUGAUUUUUCUUUGGUGAAAACUUUUUAAUGAACAAAAAUAUCUGUUUCUCUCUUUUUAAGUCUAUUGUUUUUGUAUAUGUAUAAAAGUUUGCUGCAUCAGCAUUUAAAAAAAAGUUAAUAAUAAUAUGAAGAUAUAUUUUGUACAUGAUUUUUAUCUUUUUUUUUUUUUUNUUUUUUUUUUUUUUUUUUUUUUUUUUUUUUGUACAGCUUUGGUUUUUGUUUGUCUUUCCACGAAUGAAUGUUGUUGAUUGUUUUUGCAUUACUAUUGUGUGCCUUUUAUUUUUAAGUUUAAUUCUUGUAUCUCGAAGUUAAUAGAAGGUGAUAGUUAAAUUCAUAGUCAAAUAUUUUUUUUAUUUUUUUAUUUCAUCUUCGAAUGAUUGGGAAACAUGUGUACUUGUUGAUUAACAAAAACUAGUCAAAUUUCUGUCGAUACUGGAUAUUUACAAACACUUUGUUAGCUUUGGAUUUUCAAUAAUAAUCUAAAUUUUUACUUUAAGAAAAUUUAGAAAAAAUAAAUAUGCUAUUGUCUUUGAUAAUUGUUUUGCCCUCUUAAUUUAAAUUUUAGCUUUUCCUAGAUUCCUUAAUGGUUUCCUGAUUUUCAAAUUGUGCUCUGUAAUUCAAAUAUACUCAAUCUUUUAAAUGUUAUUUGUAACAUGUAUUUACAAAUAACAAUUUGUAUUGCUUGAGAAUUAAACAUCACUGUUCAUAUUCACAAUUCAGGAUUAAGUAAAUCUGAAAUCACAAUAGUAAUUAAAUAACAAUAAGUUAUUAAAAAAAAGUUAACAAAAUUAAUUUAUAUUGUUCGACAGUAGAAAAUAAUACUUAAAAAAUUGUUUAUUUUCUAAUAUGCUAAUGUAAGAUGAUUUUAUGUUUAUAGAAAUACAUUUAUUUAUUGACUGUUAAUAGUAAAUUUUCGAAUAUAGAAGAAUAAAAUGUCAUGACUUAACUAAGGAAAAGCAUAUAUAUGAGUUUUUGUUUUUUAAAAAAAGUUUUUUUCUAAGUGGGUUAAAAUGAUUUUCAGACCUGAACUGAUUAGCUUUGCAUGGACAAUUAAAUCAAAAUUUAUUUACAUAGUUAACUUGUGUUAAUGGUUAGCAUUGCUUGCAUGUUAGGAUUUUGUUUAUAGCUUUGCUCAUAUAUAAUUAUUUUAUGGAAAUGUUUUUUUAGAAGGUUGAAUUUUGUUGCAUAAUUUAAAAACCUUGAUUUAUUAUUAUGAUCUGUGAUUAUUUUAAAUAAUAGAGCUGUGUUCAUAUUAGAGCUUUAUUCUAUUUUUCAAUAAUACCUCCACUGUAAAUAUCUCCUAAGUGAAACAAACUUAUGUUUUGAGCAUGUAAAGUGAUAAUAUGACUAAAAGUAUUAUUGUAAAUAAAUUUAUUUAAUUUUUU
Messenger RNA from Parasteatoda tepidariorum (common house spider), 3317 nucleotides. RefSeq names its product protein phosphatase 1H. Gene Ontology annotation, molecular function: [pyruvate dehydrogenase (acetyl-transferring)]-phosphatase activity; cation binding. Gene Ontology annotation, cellular component: mitochondrion. The record is from RefSeq and is a predicted model, not a curated record. NCBI's taxonomy places the organism in Eukaryota, Metazoa, Arthropoda, Arachnida, Araneae, Theridiidae. Gene Ontology annotation, biological process: protein dephosphorylation.